GAGGUUAGUCCGCUACAUGAAUAUAAUGUUUCGUCAAUGUCAUGCGCUCUGAGCUUCGCAUAGCGAGAAAACGUAUUCGGCUCGUGCCGUUGAGUGAUUUACGCGCAUUACCACGUGAUUUUGACAGUCGAAACGAUAUUGCCCGUCCGUUGUGUACAAGUGACAGUGGCGAGCCCUAUCGAAAGUGUUUUUGAUAACGAUACGCCUGGCUUAUUUUGAAGUGAUGCUGUAACAUCAAAGAGGUGACACCAGGAUGAUUAUAAAAUCAUACUUGGCGCAAUUUCCGCCGGCUAUGGAGUAUUUUCGAUGCUGCUGUGCAGUUCUACUUUUCACCGUAGCUUGUACAGCCAGCGAUGGAUUUUAUGGACUAUCAAAAUACCAAACUGAUAUACUGGAAUAUGACUUGCUACAUGCAAUUGGUGUUCCAUUCAGCAACCAAAAAACCCAGUAUUUUGAUGAAGGCCUCGAUGGAUUCCCAGCUUAUGGUCUGAAACCUGGCUCUGACAUAAAGUCACCGUACCGCCUCUUUAUGCCUGAGAAAUUAUAUCCAGAAUUUUCGAUAACCGCCACAGUCAGACCAGCUAACAAAGACGGUGGUUUUCUUUUUUCUGUAGUUAAUCCGUUAGAAACCGUUGUGCAAUUAGGUGUGAAGCUCAUCCCUUCUGGUCCUGGACUGACAAAUAUAUCUUUACUAUACACAGAUGCAAAUAUAUACGCACUAUCUCAAACAAUUGCUUCUUUCGUUGUACCUUCUUUUGCGAAGAAAUGGUCACGAUUCGCAUUAAUGGUGACAACAGAGAACGUAACUUUGUUUUUGAAUUGCCACGAGUUCGAUACUAUGGCGGUGAAGAGAAAUCCUCUAGAACUGGUUUUCGACUCUGCUUCAACUCUGUACGUGGGUCAAGCUGGACCUUUGAUUGGCGGAGCAUUUCACGGCGCAUUUCAAGAGCUCAAGUUAUACGAGUCACCGUCACAAGCAGAGGUGCAAUGUGUCAACACCUUUAAGGAUAUCGGUAGCGGCAACGAUGACGACGAGAUUGACAUUGACAAUUUUUUGGUGGACCAGGAAGAUGGUGACGAAGGUUCAGGCCGCUACGGCACAAUACCACCUUUUCCUCCUCCGCCACCAGGAUUGGACGGGUAUCCAUUGCGACUUCGAGGCGAAAAAGGCGAACGUGGCCCGCGGGGUCCACCAGGAGAAUCGAUUAGAGGCCCCCCUGGACCCCCAGGACCUCCAGGCGUUCCUGGAUUACCUGGUAGCAUCGCUGAGUUCUCAGGCUCUGGGGAUGGAGAGAAGACUGCAGUUAAGCAAAUAUUUGGAGAGAACUACUCAUCAUUCGCUCAAUGUGGUUGCAAUUCUAGUACAAUUUUGUCACUAUUGCAAACUGCUCCUGAACUGCAAGGGCCACCAGGCCCCCCUGGAGUGAUGGGGGCCGAUGGGAGAACGGGAGAGCCCGGCAUUGCUGGUCAACCAGGUAAACAAGGUGAGCGUGGUCCGAUCGGACCUCGAGGCGAGAAGGGUGAACGUGGGGACACCGGGCCAAGAGGACCUGAAGGUCCAACAGGAUCGAAGGGAGAGGCCGGGGUAGACGGGAGACCUGGGAGCCCGGGGCCACCCGGACCACCUGGUCCCCCGGGAUCAUCUGAAUAUAACAAUUUCGACUCAAAUUGGAAACCUAGACAAAUAUACAAGGAAUCACUAGUUGGAUCAUAUGGUGGAGACUUGGGGAGAACAGGGCCACCGGGACCUAAAGGAGACAUCGGCCAACCUGGACCAAUGGGGCCGCAAGGAGAACGAGGAUUUCCAGGACAUAAAGGAGACAGAGGUCAACCUGGAUUAUCAGGACCUAAAGGAGAUCGGGGGCAUCCUGGACCGCGAGGUGAAAUCGGACCUAAAGGAGAAACGGGGAGUCCCGGAUUCGAUGGUCGACCUGGUAUACCAGGUGCUAAUGGUCGCCCUGCAGAGAAAGGUGAAAAAGGAGAACGCGGCUUACCCGGUCCACCGGGGCCACCGUUACCAUCCGGCGCAUUCAGUUCUGAUGAUCCUGAGUUCCUAACAACAGGACGAGCUGGUGUAGCGGGACCCAAGGGCGAGCCUGGUGAAAAGGGUGAAAAAGGUAGUCGAGGAAAUGACGGACUUCCAGGCUUUCCUGGUAAAGACGGAAAUCCUGGUGAACGGGGAGACAUAGGACCAUCAGGCAUGCCAGGAGAAUCAGGACCACCAGGGCCACCCGGGCUAAAAGGCGAGAGGGGAGAACGUGGCCCACCAGGACCAAUCAGUAUUACAUCCACCGGAUCAGACAUUAUCACUAUAAAGGGUGAAAAAGGAGAUCCAGGUCUUCGCGGUCGACGAGGAAGGCCGGGUCCAGCCGGGCCACGUGGCUUGCAAGGAUUACAAGGAUUACCGGGCCCGCCAGGUCGGCCGGGAGACAAGGGAGAUAUUGGAAUGCCAGGAUGGGUGGGCAAACCAGGUUCGUUUGGACCUCCAGGAGUAGCCGGUCCAGUCGGGCCGAAAGGGGAAAAAGGCGACCCAGGAGUUAAUAUCCUCGAUGUUUCUAUGUUUAAAGGCGAAAAAGGAGAACCAGGUCUCGCUGGGAUACCUGGUCAACCUGGUGUCGAAGGUCCACCCGGACCGCCUGGCCCUCCAGGAGCUGUGGUAGAACCGGUCCGGUAUAUUCCGGGACCACCAGGACCCCCCGGACCACCUGGCCCUCCAGGGGUGCCCGGUGUAUCUGUUGUAGGGCCCAAGGGAGAGCCUGGUCUGAGCUACUACGAUGAGCAUCCCGUUCAUGGGAAUACCAAAUUUUAUGGUAGACCAGUUCCAAAGAGUCGCAUAGAUGAACUCAAAGCUCGUAUGGACAUGGAUAGGGGUAGAGAUAUGGCUUUCUCAACUCCUCUGGGUUCGCACUCCAGUCAUGCUGAGGAACCGAAGAAUGACAAAACCAUUCCGGGCGCUGCUGUGUUCCAGACAACGGAGGAAAUGAUGAAGAUAUCGUCUUCCAGUCCUGUGGGAGCGUUAGCAUACGUUGUUGAGGAACAAGCAUUAUUUGUUAAAGUGAACUCUGGAUGGCAAUACGUUUUGCUGGGUUCGUUGGUAACUCAUUCUCCGCCACCUUCAGUACCAGUAGCCCCUACUCCGGCACCAGCUAAGCUACCGAUGCCGGCUGCAAGUUUAGUCCACGUUCAGCCCUUAUCCAACGUGGUAGAUAAUUCCAUAUACUACUCAGGACCAAAUAUUCGUCUCGCUGCCCUGAACGACCCGAUGCCGGGCAAUAUGCACGGCGGUGUUCGACGUGUUGACUACGCGUGUUACAGACAAGCAAGGAGAGCCGGUUUACGUGGCACUUUUAGGGCUUUUAUCUCGAACAGAAUCCAAAACCUAGACUCAAUAGUGCGGUACUCUGACAGAAAUUUACCUGUGAUGAAUACCCAAGGAGAUCUCCUAUUUAAAUCCUUUUCUGAAAUCUUCGAUGGAAAUGGCGGUCUAAUGGCCGGUACACCGAGAAUAUUCAGCUUUAAUGGGAAAAAUAUUAUGACGGACAGUCACUGGCCACAGAAAAUAAUAUGGCAUGGCGCACACGCAAGCGGCGAGCGUGCAUUCGAUGCGUUCUGUGAAGAAUGGCAGACUAAUGAACCUACCAGUCGAGGGAUGGCCUCUUCUCUUUAUUCUCAUAAACUACUCUCACAAGAGAGACAUCCUUGCAACAAUCACUUCGCAGUGCUUUGCGUUGAAGCUACUUCAAAUGCAAGCAGGCGAAGUAAAAGAGAUACAAAGAGAUACAAUUCGACCGGUCUAUUAGACGACGAAGAUUACAUGUACAACGCUGACGAAUAUCAACAAUUACUGAACGAAAUAUUUGCUCAACCCUACAGAGAGAACUAGAGCUUCUAUGGUUAGUUUUAAUGUGCAUACCAAAAUGACCCUUAAUAAAAUAUAUUAAGGACAAUGUCUCAGUGGGACGAUAGGUGUUGUUGUAUCGAAAAUUUGAGAUUAUUCAAAUCAAGUGGGUACAGCUUGGUGUUCAUGUGAGAUUCCUAUUAAAAUAAGCAUAAUGCUUAAGCAAUCGAAUGUUACUAAGACGUACUGUAUAAGUAUUUAUAGUCAAAUUUUUAGGCGCACUUUUGCUGCUAAUAGACAAUGUAAAUAAAAUUUGAAAACAAUUUUAUGCACCUAAUAUUAUUGUUUAAUGUUAAUGCAAUUAUUUUUAAUAAAUUAUGUAAAUAUCAGUCGAAUGUGUGACGUAAUAUGGCCUUUCUUAUUCUUGUUUUCACCAUUCAUCUUACAGGCUCAGAGCGACUAUUAAACAGCUCAGUUUAAUAGCCUAAUAGACUUAGUUUUAGGUUGUAAUAUAAAUACUUAACUAUAGGUUCUAUAGCUUUUUUU
This is a messenger RNA of Galleria mellonella (greater wax moth), 4384 nucleotides long. Its product is annotated as collagen alpha-1(XVIII) chain-like. The coding region runs from base 254 to 3883 and encodes 1209 amino acids. The transcript is spliced from 29 exons. NCBI's taxonomy places the organism in Eukaryota, Metazoa, Arthropoda, Insecta, Lepidoptera, Pyralidae. The record is from RefSeq and is a predicted model, not a curated record.